Molecule: messenger RNA, 1997 nt
Organism: Camellia sinensis
Lineage: Eukaryota; Viridiplantae; Streptophyta; Magnoliopsida; Ericales; Theaceae
Product: acyl-lipid (9-3)-desaturase
Biological process (GO): lipid metabolic process
Cellular component (GO): membrane
Molecular function (GO): oxidoreductase activity, acting on paired donors, with oxidation of a pair of donors resulting in the reduction of molecular oxygen to two molecules of water
Source: RefSeq, a predicted model, not a curated record
UAGUAGUCAUCUCAUUCCUCUCUCUCUCUCUCUCUCUCUCUCUCUCUCCACUUUCUUCUCACUCUUCCUCUCUCUAAUCAGAAUCUUUUUUUCAAUUUUAAAGCGCAUAUUUCUGUGGUGCUUCUUCAAUCUUUGCCUGGCUGUGACAUUCCCAACACAUCCCCUCAAGAUUCACUCUUUCUCUCGCUCUCCCUCUCUCUCUCACACACACACACACACACACACACACACACACACAGAUCUUCUCCAUUUAAACCCUUUCUUUCCUCCAUGAACUAGCCUUUCCCUUCACAAAUCUCUUCCUUUCCCACCCAUUUUCCUUCAGAAAGGAAGAGAAAGAAUCAGAGAGCAAUACCCACUUGUCAGAUCCCUCUUUUUUCCCCAUCCAUGGCUGAACCCACCAAGCGAUUCAUCACAUUUGAAUCCCUCAAAGCACACAACAAACCAGGCGAUCUAUGGAUUUCUAUUCAAGGCAUGGUCUACGAUGUCUCUGAUUGGGCUAAAGAACACCCUGGUGGCUAUCUUCCCUUGUUGAGCCUCGCAGGCCAAGACGUGACCGAUGCUUUUGUCGCGUACCAUCCAAACACUGCUUGGCAAUAUCUUGACAAGUUCUUCAAUGGCUAUUUCAUAGAAGACUACUCUGUCUCUGAGGUUUCCAAAGAUUACAGAAUGCUUGUUUCUGAAUUUUCCCAAAUGGGUUUGUUUGAAAAAAAAGGCCAUCUUGCUUUAAUUUCGUUUUGUUUCAUGGCAUUGUUGUUUUCUGUGAGUGUUUGGGGUGUUUUGUGUUGUUCUAGCAUUUGGGUUCAUCUUGUUUGUGGUGGAUUGAUGGGGGGUUUGUGGAUUCAGAGUGGUUGGGCAGGGCAUGAUUCAGGGCAUUAUCAGAUUAUGCCUAGCAAAAAAUUGAAUCGAUUUGUUCAGAUCUUAACUGGGAAUUGCCUUGCUGGGAUCAGCAUUGCUUGGUGGAAAUGGAAUCACAAUGCUCAUCACAUUUCUUGUAACAGUCUGGAUUUCGAUCCGGAUCUCCAACACAUGCCUUUCUUUGUGGUAUCUUCGAAACUAUUCAAUUCCCUCACUUCUUGCUUUUAUGAAAGAAAGAUGCCUUUUGAUUCAGUUACUAGAUUGUUUGUGAGUUACCAACAUUGGACUUUCUAUCCUGUUAUGUGCUUUGCUAGACUCAAUCUCUUUGCACAAUCAUUCAUGUUGUUGUGUUCCAAGCGAAAAGUACCCAACAGGGUUCAGGAGAUUUUGGGGAUUUCCGUGUUUUGGAUUUGGUAUCCACUUCUUGUUUCUUGUUUACCCAAUUUGGGAGAAAGACUAAUGUUUGUCCUUGCUAGCUUUGCUGUUUCUGGAAUUCAACAUGUUCAGUUCUGUUUGAACCAUUUCUCAUCAAUUGUCUAUGUCGGUCCGCCUAGUGGGAGUGAUUGGUGUGGGAAACAAACUCGUGGGACGCUCGAUAUAACAUGUCCGUCUUGGAUGGACUGGUUUCAUGGUGGAUUGCAGUUUCAGAUUGAGCACCAUUUGUUUCCCCGAUUGCCUCGUUCCCAGCUGAGAAAAGUCUCUCCCUUCGUGAGAGAGCUCUGCAAGAAGCACAAUUUGCCUUAUGAUACUGCAUCAUUCUGGAAGGCCAAUGCAUUGACAGUUAGGACCCUUAGGAACGCGGCCUUGCAGGCUCGGGAUGUUGCUAAUCCAGUUCAGAAGAAUUUAGUCUGGGAGGCUGUCAAUACUCAUGGAUGAUUUGAGGGUCAUUGGAAGCUUUUGUUUUUCUUAUUUCUUAUAAUGCACUUGUUUUUCUUUUCUAGCAUUUUGAGUAUGGUGUCUUAUCUCAAUUUGUUUUCUGAGGGUUAUAUCUUGUAUAUCCUUGGUAUUGCAACAAAAGGUAAUCAUCUUUGUCAUUGCUUAGAGUCUUCAGUUAUAUGUUUUCUUGAUGCUUUUUAUGUUUGCAGGAUCAGCUCAAGUCCUCUUAAUAAGAUUAGGUGGUGAGCCAUUGAGACAGUUGA